CUUAACUGCUAUUGGUCCAUAAAGGUGUUUGUGGGUUUUUUGUCGCUUUUAUUUCACUUCUUAUUUUCUUUAAAAUCAUUUCCUGAAAACUUAGUACGGAAAUGUAACGUACAGCAGGAAGAAAGAUGAUCUUCUGGAAAUCUUUACUUUUGCUGCACUCUGAAGAUAUUUGCUUCAGGCAAGAGAUUUUUGGGUGCUGCUGAAAUUUCGGAGAUCUGGGAAAAUGGGGUAAUAACAUGACACCAGCUCUUAAGCAGCAACAUCUGCUGUGGUUCAAAGCCACACAAAGAAAGCUGCUUAAGCAGUUGAAUAUUUUGGACUGCACGGACAAGUGUGGUUCGACUGCAAAGACUGCAGAGUAGAGGAAACUUAACGUUUUAGAGAAGUUGUUAAAAAAUGGAGUCGUGGAAGAUGAGCAUCUUUAAGAGACAGACAUCACCUUGUCCUCCAAGCUAUCGAAGAUCUUUGUCAGAACCUGCAUAUGCAAAUUCAGAGAUAGGAACAAGCUUAAAGAGCUAUCCAUGGCGUGGUCCAGUGAGAAGCAAGAAGAAGAAAAAUGAACAUGCUGUUUCCAAUCUAGGAGAGCCACUGGGUGCUUAUCGGUGGCAAACACAUCCCAGCUUUAGGUGGAAAGGGGGCAAAAGGGAGAGGUUGGAGACUAAUAAAGAAGACUUGGAUGAACCGCAACAAAAGGUCCUGCCAAAGAUGGUUGGCAGUAAUGCUUCUUCCUCUGCUAACGAGGUCCAUGGAACAUCAACAGAGAAGCUGAACCUGGUCAACACCCGGUCACUUCGGGUUCCAUUCACCAGAUCUAUUUCAGAGCCAGAACCCCGCUGCAAUAUCAGAUUUGUUAGACCGUGGUCAACUUCAGGGAGGUCAGAGGAGUCUGAGCAGCAGGGAUAUUUCAUCCGUGGCAUUUUCUCUACUCUUUCCAAUGGCUUCUCCAGGAUGCUGAGUCUAAAAGGAGAAUCAACCAAUGAGCCAGUAAGAGAAGAUGUCAAGGGGCCACCUACCCAUCGUCUGUCUUGUGGCCAGUCGCCCUACACAGAGACCACAACAUGGGAGCGGAAGUAUUGCAUCCUCACAGACAGCCAGUUGGUGUUGCUCAACAAGGAGAAAGAGAUACCUGUGGAGGGAGGUCAGGAACAGCAGACAGAUUCCACCAAAGGGCGAUGCCUAAGGAGAACGGUCAGUGUCCCUUCCGAGGGCCAGUUUCCUGAGUACCCACCAGAGGGCGCCACCAAACUGGAGGUGCCGGCAGAAAGGUCCCCUCGCAGACGGAGUAUCUCAGGGACCAGUACAUCAGAGAAACCCAACUCCAUGGACACUGUAAAUACCUCACCCUUCAAAGUACCAGGGUUCUUCAGCAAGCGCCUCAAAGGCUCCAUCAAGAGGACCAAAAGCCAAUCAAAGCUUGACAGAAACACUAGCUUUCGGCUGCCAUCCCUUCGUAAUGCAGAUGACAGGGCUCGUGGUCUGCCUAAACUAAAAGAGUCACGUUCCCAUGAGUCCUUACUGAGCCCUUGCAGCGCGGUGGAAUGUCUGGAUCUUGGCAGAGGAGAGCCUGUAUCAGUGAAACCACUCCAUAGUAGCAUCCUUGGACAAGACUUCUGCUUUGAGGUUACAUACUUAAGUGGAAGCAAAUGCUUCAGCUGUAACUCCGCUUCAGAGAGAGAUAAGUGGAUGGAAAACCUUCGUAGGACCGUUCAACCAAAUAAGGACAAUUGCAGACGAGCUGAAAAUGUUCUUCGUUUAUGGAUCAUUGAAGCCAAGGACCUUGCCCCUAAAAAGAAAUAUUUCUGUGAACUGUGCCUUGAUGAUACCCUCUUUGCUCGUACAACCAGCAAGACCAAAGCGGAUAAUAUUUUCUGGGGUGAACAUUUUGAAUUCUACAGCCUUCCACCUCUUCAUAGCAUCACAGUUCACAUUUAUAAAGAUGUGGAAAAAAAGAAAAAAAAAGACAAGAAUAAUUACGUAGGGCUAGUCAACAUUCCCACUGCCAGUGUGACUGGUCGCCAAUUUGUAGAAAAGUGGUAUCCAGUGAGUACCCCUACACCCAACAAAGGAAAGACAGGAGGUCCUUCUAUUCGGAUUAAGUCACGUUUCCAAACUAUCACCAUUCUGCCUAUGGAGCAAUACAAAGAAUUUGCAGAAUUCGUCACCAGCAACUAUACCAUGCUGUGUUCUGUGCUUGAACCAGUAAUUAGUGUGAGAAAUAAAGAGGAGUUGGCCUGUGCCUUAGUGCACAUUCUUCAAAGUACUGGCAGAGCCAAGGAUUUUCUCACUGACUUGGUGAUGUCUGAGGUGGAUCGCUGUGGAGAGCAUGACGUGUUGAUCUUCAGAGAGAACACCAUUGCCACCAAAUCCAUUGAGGAAUACCUCAAGUUGGUGGGACAACAGUAUCUUCACGAUGCAUUGGGAGAGUUCAUCAAAGCUUUGUACGAGUCGGAUGAGAACUGUGAAGUGGAUCCCAGCAAGUGUUCCUCUAGUGAACUGAUAGACCAUCAGAGCAACCUGAAGAUGUGCUGUGAGCUGGCUUUCUGCAAGAUCAUCAACUCCUACUGUGUUUUCCCUCGUGAGUUGAAAGAAGUGUUUGCAUCAUGGAAGCAGCAGUGCCUGAACCGUGGCAAGCAGGACAUCAGUGAGCGGCUCAUUAGUGCCUCAUUAUUUCUCCGUUUCCUGUGCCCCGCCAUCAUGUCUCCCAGCCUCUUCAACCUUAUGCAGGAGUAUCCUGAUGACCGCACAUCUCGCACCCUGACUCUGAUUGCCAAGGUCAUUCAGAACCUGGCUAACUUUGCCAAAUUUGGUAACAAAGAAGAAUACAUGGCAUUCAUGAAUGAUUUUUUAGAACAUGAAUGGGGUGGAAUGAAGCGCUUUCUUUUGGAGAUCUCUAAUCCAGACACCAUCUCAAACACCCCAGGCUUUGAUGGUUACAUUGAUCUGGGCCGAGAGCUUUCAGUUUUGCAUUCCUUACUGUGGGAAGUAGUUUCCCAACUUGAUAAGGGUGAAAAUUCCUUCCUACAGGCGACCGUGGCAAAAUUGGGACCUCUCCCUCGCGUUCUUGCUGAUAUUACCAAGACUCUGACUAAUCCUACGCCAAUACAGCAGCAACUGAGACGCUUCACUGAGCAUAACUCCAGUCCAAAUGUCAGUGGAAGCCUCUCCUCUGGACUGCAGAAAAUAUUUGAAGACCCCACUGACAGUGAUUUGCAUAAACUAAAAUCUCCAAGCCAGGACAACACGGAUAGCUAUUUCAGAGGGAAGACAUUACUGCUGGUUCAGCAAGCCUCCUCCCAGAGCAUGACUUACUCUGAAAAGGAUGAAAAGGAAAGUAGCCUUCCUAACGGUCGGAGCAUCUCCCUCAUGGACCUUCAGGACCCUCACGCUGCUCAGGUGGAGCAUGCGUCUGUCAUGCUUGAUGUGCCUAUGCGCUUAACCGGAAGCCAGCUUUCCAUCACCCAGGUGGCCAGCAUCAAACAGCUGCGGGAAACCCAGAGCACUCCCCAGAGCGCGCCCCAAGUGAGAAGGCCGCUGCACCCAGCCUUGAACCAGCCAGGCAGCCUCCAGCCCUUGUCAUUCCAGAACCCUGUCUAUCACCUCAAUAACCCAAGUCCAGCAAUGCCAAAGGCCUCUGUGGAUUCCAGUUUGGAGAAUCUAAGCACUGCCAGUUCCAGAAGCCAAAGUAACAGCGAAGAUUUCAAACUCAGUGGGCCCAGCAAUAGCAGCAUGGAAGAUUUCACCAAACGCAGCACUCAGAGCGAGGAUUUCUCCAGGCGGCACACAAUGCCAGACAGACACAUACCUCUUGCUCUGCCCCGGCAGAACAGUACCGGGCAGGCCCAGAUCCGGAAGAUGGACCAGGCUGGGUUAGGUGCCCGAGCCAAAGCCCCGCCAUCCCUGCCGCACAGUGCUUCCUUACGUAGCACGGGGAGCAUGUCGGUGGCAUCUGCGGCGCUGGUGGCCGAACCUGUGCAGAACGGGAGCCGGUCCCGGCAGCAGUCCUCCUCCUCCAGAGAGAGCCCCGUUCCCAAAGUGAGAGCGAUCCAGAGACAGCAGACCCAACAGGUACAGUCACCUGUGGACUCUGCCACAAUGUCCCCAGUAGAGAGGACAGCAGCCUGGGUGCUGAACAAUGGGCAGUAUGAAGAGGAUGUGGAAGAGACUGAGCAAACUCAAGAUGAAUCCAAGCAUGCUGAGAAGUAUGAGCAGGAGAUUACGAAGCUGAAGGAGCGCCUGCGAGUGUCCAGCCGGCGGCUGGAGGAGUAUGAACGCCGCUUGCUCGUGCAGGAGCAGCAGAUGCAGAAGCUGCUGCUGGAAUACAAGGCCAGGCUGGAGGACAGCGAGGAGCGCCUGCGCAGGCAGCAGGAGGAGAAGGACAGCCAGAUGAAGAGCAUCAUCAGCAGGCUGAUGGCUGUGGAAGAGGAACUGAAGAAGGAUCACGCUGAGAUGCAAGCAGUUAUUGAUGCAAAACAAAAGAUAAUCGAUGCGCAGGAAAAGCGGAUCGUGUCCCUGGACUCGGCCAACACCAGACUGAUGAGCGCGCUGACGCAGGUGAAGGAGCGCUACAGCAUGCAGGUCCGCAAUGGCAUCUCCCCCACCAAUCCCACCAAGCUUUCCAUCACGGAGAAUGGUGAAUUCAAAAAUAGCAGCUGCUGACGGCCUUUGUGAGCACGCAGACUGUGGGAGGAGACAGAAGGAAAUGUCCCCGCUCUCCUGUCCCAGCCCUCUCCCCGACCCCACCAGGUUUACAGAAUGUUGCUACUUCCGAACAGCAGAGUGGCGAGACACUCUGGGAUGAAGAAAGGAACCUUGUCUUUCAGGGCAUAAGGCUGAGACUUCCAAGGUCGAUGCUUUCCCCCCAUGUCUCUAUGUACAUAGGGAACUUAGUUCUGGGCCAUGUACAGAAAAUACCACUGUAAUAUACCAAAAGGAAGUGAAUAAUGUAGAUUACCUUUUUAAUUAUUACUAUUUUUAUUAUUGUUUUCCUCUUGUUGAAAGCACUGCAGUUGUUAGAGGAGGAAGAAGUAGGAACAAUGUGUGAAUGAGAAAUGAGCCCAGGGGCUCGGUAGGUAGCGACCAAGUGUCUUAUCAGAUAGAAGCACGUGGAGUGCAAUAGGACAUUGUCAGAAUGAAUUUUUCAGGGAUUCAUCUGCCAGUCUAAAAAUCCCACUCUGCUCCCCUUGUCCUUUAGGAGAACAUGCAAAUACCAAGAACCAAACAAAACAAUUGAACCCAUUGAUCAAGCAGGACUGGUUCUGGAUGGACAGCUAAUCUGAUUUGGGGAUACACUGUUUCAGAAAAUACAGAUAAGAGCUGUUGCAUCAAAACUGGACUUUAGGAGUGGUUUCUACUAAACUCCUGUUGAUGUUUAUUUCCUUCUGUCUAGAGCAGAUGGGAAUUUUCCAUUUUAGAUAGGGGGCUUUUUUAACCCCAGUUGUAAUAAAGGGUGUUCUUUUUCCUCUUUAGAGUUUACAGAACUAUAAAUAUUUGUGUCUCUGCAUACCAUCUUCAUCUCCACACACCCACUGCCCUUUCCUCCCCCACAGUGGGAGCAGUCUUCACCACCAGGGUUCACUCUCCCCUGGAGAGGUUGUUCAAAUAUGCUGUCCAUAAGCCAUCCAAAAUAAACACCCUUUCUUCCACACAGAAAAAGGGCUAAUCAUACCAUAGCAGGAAUCUCUGAAUAUUUCCUAUUAAAAAAAUUUUUUUUUUCUAUUUGUAACUUACAGUUUUUGUUUGGGAUAAAGAUUUUAUCCAUUGUACUAGCAAAUCUCUAGGCAGGGUAAUUUUAUCUCAGUCUUUAGCUUUUAAAUGGCUUCUAAUUUCCUCACUAAAAUUUGGAAAGGAAACCCAGAUCCGAAGCACGGCUGUCUUAAAAGUCAUAAUUCCACUUAUAAACAAAGAAAAGUUAAAGUGCAAGGACCAUGCGUUCCAUUUGUUACUGCCAUGCUCUUCAUAGAUUUGGCAAUAAUGACUCAGUUUCACCAACUGUCAUCCUUGGCUUUAUUGUAGGACACAAACAGUCGUGGAAGUUAAUUUACUUGCUUUUUUCCAGAGGUGUGAAAUGUCAUCUUGAAUGCAAACUUGAUUAUCAGAAGUAUGGAAUGUUACGUGUUAAAACAGACAUUAUAUAUACAAAUAUAUAUACAUAUAUACUCACACAUAUGUACAUAUAACUGCACAAAUAGGAAAAGUUCAUGCCCUCUCUGCUGUCAGAUAUAACGUUAAAAGGGUUUUGAAUCUCUUUAAGCAAGAUCUAAGCAGUUCUUUUUCCUGAGAAAGCAACAACAUUUCUCAAAUAAGUUAAGGAUGUUUAUUUUAAAUUAUAAAAUGUAAGGAAAUUUUUUAAAAAGAAAAGGAAAAGGGGAGAGGGAGAAAACAAAGACCCGAGGGAGCCCCAAGCACGGAGUGAGUGUUUCUACAUAAGACAAUAUUAUAAGGAAACAGGAGAACACUUACUGUGUCCUCUGCGGGGUGAAGCCCAGCCUCGACAUCUGGAAAUAGCCUCCCAGUCACGGCACCCAGCUUGCACUCGGGCCUCCUGAGCACUGCCCUCUCCCAGGUGGAUCUCUGUUGGACCUUGCAUCUCAGCAACCUCCCAACAGUCCCCAACCCACAGCCUUUUAAAACAUUUCCCUUCAUCAUCUUCUCGUUUCUGCCAAUCAGAGCUGUAAAUCAGCGGCUGCUCAUCUGCUUAUCUGAUCUACGGUUUUCACGCCCUCGGAUUUUUGGCAUUUGGUUAAUUUCUUGACCCCCAGUAGCUGUUUUACAAACUCUUCCCUCUUCCCUCUAAGCUUAGGGCACACUGUGGUCAAAAUCACUUACUUUAAAAGGAAAACCAUCUUACUAAUUCUGAAGGUGCCCUGUGUUGGGGGGGGGGGUGUAAACAUAGGUGUCCUCGUUUAGAGCUCUUCUCAGCUCCAGUCAUGUUUAAUCCGUUCUUUGUAAAGCCUUCCAUUGGGCUACAGAAAGCCUGGUAAAAGAAGUGUCAGUCUUAGUGGCCUUAAAUGUGUAACUUGGGUGAUGUCUUGCAUUGAGGUUUGGAAGCUCAGAAGUGUUAGUUAUGGAUGACAGAGGGCUGAUAAGCUUACCUGUAUUGGGGGUUGGGGGAGACACAAAAAACCAGAUAUGCUUUUGAUGGCUGCCUAUAUCUUGUUGGCAUAGUGGGAUCCCCGUAGAGGGCUGCCUACUCUGGAAGAUUUAAUGCCCACAAUGUUGGAAACAUGAUGCAGCCCUCUCUUAUCAGGUUAUCUUGAAUGAAGAGAAAAGAGUAAAAAAAAAAAAAUCAAAUUAGAAGUAAGCUAGAAGUUCAGAUUUGUUGCCAGAUAUUAAAUUUUAGAUUAUCGUUUGAGCCUCUUCCCAUCCAAACAUUUUUCUGAGUAUGUCUUUAGAGCAGCUGCCAUCUGUAGAACUUACUCGGAAAGGUUUUUGAAGUAUGGAAGACUGCAGCAAACAGCUGAUAAUUUUUAUGGAGGUAUUGCUUAAUUUGGCUUUUCUUCAGCCCAAAAAACUACAUCCAGAUGUCCUGCGGGGAGGAGGGCCUGGUCGAGGAGAGGCAGGCGGGUUCAGGUAGCUGUGACCCACUCCUCCUUCAGCCACACACACCCCACAUCGCGGGCUGCAGCCUGGAGCGCGGUCCGGUGGAACUGGGAGUUCAGGUGUAGUGCUUGUCUAAGCUGAUAGCAAGACUUGGCUAUUCACAAGGACAGUGUGGGUAGGAUUUAGGAAUUCAGGAAAGCACUUUCUUUCAUACUCCCUUUUUAUAUCACUGGAGCAACAGGCUUUCUGGGCCUAAGCAGCAGAAAGAGUGACAUUUCCAUCAGGUCCUCACGUUGCCCGAGUCUCUACGACAUAAGCCGCGACACGGGAGAUGACAUCUAGGUAACUAGAGUAGACACUUGAGUGCCCGCCGUGUUGCAGGCGCUCUCACCGAGGUGCUGUCAGAGGCCAGGGCAGCCCGUUCACGAGGAGAAUGCAGGAGGAUGAGCUCAUCGUGCUGUCUUUGCUGUUUGUUGUCUUCACUUGGUCUAGAGCUGGUCCCAAGUCGUUUUCUCUGCUCUGCUGCCACCUUUCCCUGUGAUGUUGUUGGACAGUGAAGGAAAGAGUAGGAGUUUCUGUCUCCGAUGCUGUGUGACCUUGAGAAUUUGCUGGACUUUAAAAGUAAAGCUUUCCAGAUCUUAGUCGACCUCAGCCUUUGUUCAUGGAGCUCUGGCUCUCUUGGCCCCUGGCUCUCAGUCUGUCCUCAAGAGGUGCCCCAGGGAGGGAGCAGUUCUUCUUCGGACGUCCCAGGGCAAGACCGUGGCCAUCACAUGAGUUUGCAUUAGUAUUUGCUUUGCCUUCCGCCUAGAUUGAGUUCUAGUUAUCUGCAGUUUGGAAUUCUGAGAAGGCUGGUUGUGGCAACUUGGGGAAGGAACCUAAGUCCCAUGCGACCUGGAGCGAGGCUGGACACCAGACUAGACUUGUCACUGGGCCUGACCCAGCCACUCCUCAGUCCAAGCCACCGCCUCAGUCAUUGUCAGCUACCCCCCUGGGGGCCACCUUCCCCUACAGAUUGUGGAAACCAAAAGGGCAUUCUCCAUUCCCCUUCCCCUUCUCAGGUCUCGUGUGAAAUCACCUGCUUGCCCCAAUAGUAAAUAGUUGCCUUCCCACCCAUUACCUGAGGGCCAAGAAUUUGGGAUACUUUGUGCUUAUCAGUGUAUCAGUUGGAAGAACCUAUUUUACUGGUCUUUUAAAAGCAAGAUAUGUUGGGGUGUUGAAUUUUUAAGUAGAACCUCUUUCCAUGUUCCAGGGAUUGUUAUUAGUUCUAGAAGCAUUCUCUUGUUGUCAUGACCCAGUUAUGAAUUCUCUUGAGUUUAGGAAGGACAAAAGUGGUGAAAUUUGCAUAAAGACAGAAUAUCUUAUGAGGAGUGAAAGAACGUGAGGAAGAUACAUGAGCCAAAAGGGGACUGAUGUACAGCAGCCUCUCAGUAGCCCGAAGGUUCGAGGAAGCAGCAUUUAUAUUAUACCCUUUGCCCAAUCUUCAAAUACACAGAUCGUUGGAAAGGCAGACUGCAGACAACACAUGCACAGCCACACAAAACACACAAUUCCUAGGGCUUCCCUUUUCUGAAUGUUAGUCCAUCUUACAGAACAGUGGUUCCCAGACUUUCUUGAGCUUUGUAGGUUUUGUGCUCUCAUUUGUUAGAUGUUAUGACCAUGAUUCGUUCCUCUUUAAAAUGUACCAUAUGUGUUAUAUGUAUAUAUAAGUUAAAGUGACUUGAAAUUGGUUUGGUCUGACAUCGUCUCAAGAAUCCUAGAUACCGUCCUUGAUACCAUGCGGGUCAUAGGAAGAAAGAUGAAUAUCACUGAUCUGAGGGUAGGUUCCAGAAAGAAGGAGCUUUGGUUCCUGGUCAGACUCCUCAGGUGUUUGAGAAACCAAGCAAGCAGGAUCCGGCAAAGACAGCGAGCCACCCCAGCAGCGCAAAGUGGCCGUUCUGCCCGCGUGUCAGCCUGCAUUUUCAUGUCCUACUCCUUUCUUCUUUUUCAUUCAAAUGCCCUCGUGUUCCACUAGGAAAUGUUUUCAUUUGGGACCUAAGACCAGAUUUAUCUGUUGUUGUAGAAAGAUUUCCACAGAAGCUGUGUUGUAGGGGCCUUCAUCAUCUGUGGGAGCGGGUUCAAAUGUUCAUGUAUAAAUACCGUAUUUAUGUCAUUUCCAAACUCCCAAGGGAGAAAUUUCAGUUCCCAGGUCACCAAAAGGUUAAAAUACUAAUUGACUCAAUGACCACUAUCCUGCAGAAAAGUGGGAAUAAAUUAGUAAAGGUUAAAUUUUGACUGGUGCUUAGAUAUUUCCUAGUGACUUUAGAAUUAACCCACGCAGACAGCAGCACACUAACCUGAGUCACACCUGUGAGGCAUUUACCUUCUAAAUUUGAUUCUUUUUUUCAUCUCCAGGGCCUUAAUAAGAAUGUGUUAAUACACAUGACUAUUUUACAAUGAUAGCUCUAAAUAAUUUAUUUUUUAUUUCAAGAAAGAGAAAUACACCUUAGAAAAACAAAACCCGAGAUUUUAUUUUAUUUUUAAAGCCAUAUUUUUGUGCUGGUAGCACUUAGAUUGUUCCAUAUGUGAGAUCCAUAUCUGCAUUUCAUUACCUGGGUUUGUUCUAAAGAAGAUUUAUUUUUGUUCUGUGAAUAAUUUUUGAUGGUUCUUGUACAUGUACAGAUAUAGAUACGUUUGAGGUCUUUUAUUGAUAUUCCUACAAAGAAUACAAAUAAACUUUAAACAUUUCAGA
Ailuropoda melanoleuca (giant panda) is the source of this 10267-nucleotide messenger RNA. RefSeq names its product RAS protein activator like 2 (gene RASAL2). The transcript is spliced from 18 exons. The record is from RefSeq and is a predicted model, not a curated record. Lineage: Eukaryota; Metazoa; Chordata; Mammalia; Carnivora; Ursidae. Bases 397 to 4656 code for a protein of 1419 amino acids. Gene Ontology annotation, biological process: regulation of GTPase activity.